Molecule: messenger RNA, 3566 nt
Organism: Morus notabilis
Lineage: Eukaryota; Viridiplantae; Streptophyta; Magnoliopsida; Rosales; Moraceae
Exons: 2
Coding region: 202-3468 (1088 amino acids)
Molecular function (GO): nucleic acid binding; zinc ion binding
Source: RefSeq, a predicted model, not a curated record
ACGAGAAUCGCCAAAUUGAACGCCUCUUUCAAUUAUCCCUAACCCUAACCCCAAAAUCGCAGCCUCCAGACCCGAAAAGCCAACUCCGAUUCCUUUUUUGCUUUGUAUUUAUCGUUGUCGAAGCUUAGAUCUAACUCCGGCCGAUUACAUCUCCAGCAUCCAAUACGAAAUUCUCGACCCGAGGCAUCUGUGACUUUUGAUAUGGAACAGUUGGAUGAGAUGUUCCAGACUUUCCAGGGUGCACCGAGGGAAAGACGAGAUCCUGAAGCUCACAGGACCAAUGCUCUUAUGGAUUUUAUGAAGUCAAAACCCCCCAUGUUCGAAGGGUCGUCAGACCAUGCAACCGCUGAGAGAUGGUUGAAAGAAAUCAAAGAGAAGUUUGAUACUUUGGUAGUUCCACAAGAAUACCGAGUUGGAUUUGCCACUUAUCUAUUUGAGGGGUCAGUUGAGGAUUGGUGGGACUUGCAUAUGAAUGGUGACGACAUGUCAAAUCUCUUGUGGGAUGAGUUUGAGACUUUAUUUCGAGAUAAAUAUAUCCCCGGGACAUAUAGUGGGAAACUAGUUCAAGGUGACAUGACAGUCGCACAAUAUCAUUCUCAAUUUGUUGAGUUGUCUGAUUGUGACCCUACUGCUGUGGCUGACCCUAUUUUGAAGUGCAUGAAGUUCAAAGAAGGGCUGAGGGCCAAGAUCAGAUCACAAUUGGAUCCAUUGCCUCUGACAGACUUUUCAUUGUUGCUUGCGGCUGCUCUACUCGCAGAAGCUGAUUUCAUCAAGAACUUUGGAGGCAACAACGGAUCCUUGGGUCACAGCAAAGAGAGUGGCAAGAAAGAUAAGUUGCAGAUUCACAAUAAAAAGAUGAGCAAUAAAGACCAUCUACAUGUCCGCAACAAAAAGAUAAGCAAGAAAAACCAGGUACUGGUUUGCCACAAAAAGACGGGCAGGAAAUACCAUUCACAGGUUGGCAACAAAAAGAUGGGAAAGAAAGACCAGUCACAGGUUCCCAACAAAAAGAUGGGCAAGGAAAACCAGUUACAAGUUCGCAACCAAAAGAUCAGCAAGAAAGACCAGAGUUCCAACAAAAAAAUGAGCAAGAAAGACCAGUUACAGGUUUGCAGCAACGAUCCAAGUGCUUGUUAUAUUUGUCAACAGACAGGCCACAUGAGACGAAAUUGCCCGCUUAACCAACAAAAGUCCCUUCUUUCGUCUGGGGGACAACAGAGGAGCCAAUUCAGUUCAGCUUCAGUGGUUACUCACAAUUGCCAGACACAAUCUGCUCUGGACCCGAAUUCAUCAGGUGGAGGAAAAAACCAGAUACACGGUCAAUGUUCCCAAGGAAGCGGUGCCAAUGAGACUGGUGGAUCGUCUGGCCAGCUGAGUGUGUGUCAUUAUUGUCGACAGAUAGGCCACAUAAAACAAAAUUGCCAAGUUUUGAAACAACAAUCCUCAGUUGCCUAUGGGGGACAACAGAAGAGCCAAUUCGAUUCAGCUUCUUCGGGGGCUCAUAAUAGUCAGACACAACUUGUUCCAGAUCAAAAUUUGUCUGGUGGUGAGAAAAACCAGUUACAAGGUCAAAGUUCCCAAGACAACGAUACUAAUGAGAGCAGGGAAGUCCGCCCUAAGUGUCGUCAUUGUAAGCUGAGAGGCCACAUAAAACGGAAUUGCCCAGAUUGGAAGCAAGAAUCCCCACUUGCCUCUGGUGGACAACAGAAGAGCCAAUUCGAUUCAGCUUCUUCAGGUGCACACAAUAGUCAGACACAACCUGCUCCGGAUCUGAAUCCAUCAGUUUGUGAGAAAAAUCAGUUACAAGGUCAAAGUUUCCAAGGCAGCGAUUCUAAUGAGAGCAAGGAAGCCAACCUUAAGUGUAACCAUUGUAGGAAGAUAGGCCACAGAAAAGGGAAUUGUUGUCCCGAUUGGAAGCAACAAUCCCCACUUGGCUCUGCGGGACAACAGAAGAACCAAUUCGAUUCAGCUUCUUUGGGUGCACACAAUAGUCAGACACAACCUCCGGAUCUGAAUCCAUCAGGUGGCGAGAAAAACCAGUUACAGGGUCAAAGUUCCCAAGGUAGCGAUAUCAAUGAGAGCAAGGAAGCCGGCCUUAUGUGUCAUCAUUGUCGACUGCUAGGCCACAUAAAAUGGAAUUGCCCAUAUCGGAAGCAACAAUCCCUAGUUGCCUCAGGGGAACAACAUAAGAGCCAAUUCGAUUCAGCUACUUCGGCUGCUCACAAUAGUCAGACACAACCUGCUCUAGAUCCAAAUUCAUCAGGUGGCGAGAAAAACCAGUUACAGGGUCAAAGUUCCCAAGGUAGCGAUAUCAAUGAGAGCAAGGAAGCCGGCCUUAUGUGUCAUUAUUGUCGACUGAUAGGCCACAUAAAACAGAAUUGCCCAGAUUGGAAGCAACAAUCCCUAGUUGCCUCAGGGGGACAACAUAAGAGCCAAUUCGAUUCAUCUACUUUGGCUGCUCACAAUAGUCAGACACAACCUGCUCUAGAUCCAAAUUCAUCAGGUGGCGAGAAAAACCAGUUACAGGGUCAAAGUUCCCAAGGCAGCGAUACAAAUGAGAGCAAGGAAGCCGGCCUUAUCUGUCAUUAUUGUCGACAGAUAGGCCACAUAAAACGGAAUUGCCCUGAUUGGAAGCAACAAUCCCUAUUUUCCUCAUGGGGACAACAUAAGAGCCAAUUCGAUUCAGCUUCUUCGGGUGCUCAAAAUAGCCAGACGCAGCCUGCUCCGUAUAAUAACUCAUCUUCAUUUGGAUCCACCUCACAACCUCUUGGGAUUCUACUUCAGUAUUACUCUCAGAUGCAACCUCAGGUUUUGGGAUUUCAGCAGACUGAGAACGCUCUUUUGUCUCACAAUAGCCAGACACCGCCUGCUCCGUACAAUAACUCGUCUUCAGCUUCAUUGACAUCCACCUCACAGCCUCUUGGGACUCUACUUCAGUAUUCAUCUCAGAUGCAACCACAUGUUUCGGGAUUUCAGCGGAUUGAGAACGCUCUUUUGUCUCACAAUAGCCAGACACAGGCUGCUCCGUACGAGAAAUCAUCGGCUUCAUUUGCAUCCACACAACAGUCUUUUGGGAUCCUUCCACAGUAUUACCCUCAGAUGCAACCACGGGUCCCAGGAUUUCAGCAGAGCGAGAAUGCUCAUUCGUCUCCGCAAGCAUCUGGGAGCUUUUGUCCACCUUCUGCAGGUGCUAAUAAUAGUUUGACGCAACUUGCUCCGUUCAGGAAUCCGUCAGUAGGCAAGCAAGAAUGGUUACAGGGUCCGAAUUCACAUGGUAGAGGUACUGGUGGGAGCAAUGGAUCUUCAGGUAGAAUGAGACUCCAACCAACUACUUGUCACAUUUGUCAUCAGAUAGGCCACCUGAAACGGAAUUGCCCAUAUGGGCAACAACAAUCCCCUCUUGCCUCUGAGGGACAACAGAGGAGCGAAUUUGGUUUAGCUGACAGCUUCGACUUUUUAAAUUUUUAGUUAUAGUUUUUUAUUCGAUUUUUUUUUUUUUUUUGUUAAGUCACAAUCUGCGGCAAUAUCAAAAUUCAUUGAGGCAUAUUUUACUUAAUUGAUAAAAA